AUGGUUGCUCCUUCCGUCAAGUCGACCGUCCCCACUGUGGACCAGGUCAUGGUCCCUGAGACCCUUCUCAAGAAGCGCAAGACGCAGCAGAAGGACCAGGAGGCUCGUGCUGCCGAGCUCCAGAAGAAGCGUGAUGCCAACAAGCAGAAGCGUGAGGUUAUCUUCAAGCGCGCUGAGUCCUACGUCAAGGAGUACCGCGACCAGGAGCGCGAGAAGGUUCGCCUUUCCCGCGUUGCCAAGCAGGAGGGUUCUUUCUACGUUCCUGAGGAGCCCAAGCUCGUCUUCGUUGUCCGCAUCAAGGGUAUCAACAAGAUUGACCCCAAGAAGCGCAAGACCCUGCAGCUCCUCCGUCUGCUCCAGAUCAACAACGGCUGCUUCGUUCGCCUGACCAAGGCUACUCUGGAGAUGCUUAAGAUUGUCGAGCCCUACAUUGCUUACGGUUACCCCAACCUUAAGUCCGUCCGUGAGCUCGUCUACAAGCGCGGCUACGGCAAGAUCAACAAGCAGCGCAUUCCCCUUACCGACAACGCUCUCAUCGAGGAGCACCUCGGCAAGCACGGCAUCGUCUGCAUGGAGGACCUGAUCCACGAGAUCUACACCGUUGGCCCCAACUUCAAGCAGGCCUCCAACUUCCUCUGGCCCUUCAAGCUGUCCAACCCUACUGGUGGCUUCCGCCCCAGGAAGUUCAAGCACUUCAUCGAGGGUGGUGACCUUGGCAACCGUGAGGACCACAUCAACGCCCUCAUCCGCCAGAUGAACUAA
Messenger RNA from Aplosporella prunicola CBS 121167, 762 nucleotides. RefSeq lists its product as uncharacterized. Bases 1 to 762 code for a protein of 253 amino acids. Gene Ontology annotation, cellular component: cytosolic large ribosomal subunit. Gene Ontology annotation, molecular function: RNA binding; structural constituent of ribosome. Lineage: Eukaryota; Fungi; Ascomycota; Dothideomycetes; Botryosphaeriales; Aplosporellaceae. The record is from RefSeq and is a predicted model, not a curated record. The transcript has 3 exons. Gene Ontology annotation, biological process: maturation of LSU-rRNA from tricistronic rRNA transcript (SSU-rRNA, 5.8S rRNA, LSU-rRNA).